GGAGAAGGAUGCCGACACCAGAGUUGAAGGUCGUUCGGGUGGGAGAAAGUGGCGGUUGAACUUGGAUGGAUUACAUCGCGUAGUUGUAAGUGGGAGUUUCUGCUGUUGUGCGGGCGCAAAUGCUUGUCAUUGAUGUCGAUUGGGCGAUGUUUCGUCGGGCAGGUGCCGUGGUGCAGCUCUCCGCUAAUUUGGGAUGCCUCGGCACGCGACUCGUUAAGGCCUGAUCGGGUUUCCACUUCCCCAUCUUUUCGGCGCGCCCCGGAGUGGGCGAGGUGGGAUCGGGUCUCCCCUGGACGGAGCCGGCUUGGAAGCUCGGCCGCAGUAAGCGCACUGGAAUGCACCGAGAAGGUGUCUAUGAUUGGUCGAGCGCUUCGUGAUCACCGUACAACAACUCGUGGGACCUCAUUUUCAACAUCUUUCUUAGUCCUCACAGAGUCUUUGUUGUCAACACACAGUGGCUCGUGAGUGGCAUGGGAGACCUGGAACCAAAAUAAGCCACCAGAUAGGUAUAUGAAAGCAACGAACACUAGGGGUAUAACAUUCCGAAGAUGCCUGAUGGAUAUCUCUGCUGACUAUGAAAUGAGGUGCUGACCUGUACAUGGACAAAAUAGCCUAUCAUCAAGCUUGUCCAUCUCAUGUUCGCUGUGGGUUCUCUUCACAU
Neurospora tetraspora is the source of this 661-nucleotide messenger RNA. RefSeq lists its product as uncharacterized. The record is from RefSeq and is a predicted model, not a curated record. The transcript has a single exon. Lineage: Eukaryota; Fungi; Ascomycota; Sordariomycetes; Sordariales; Sordariaceae. The coding region runs from base 133 to 465 and encodes 110 amino acids.